GAAGCGAGAUGACAUGUGAAAUGUGAAAUAAGUGGUGUAGUUAUAAAGUGGACUUUGACUGCCAGCUUUGUUGCCCAUUACCUUUUGCCUUCUUGAAUGUUAUUAUCCUCACACCGCAUUAUUCUGAAGCGCCUGCAUUUCAAGCCCUCAUCGUUAUCCUUGCUACAACCUACAUUCCUGCAAAUCCCUUCAUUCGCCAUCAAGCAAAGGUCAGGCUUUCACCCCCGGACUACUUAUAACAUGUCUUCGAUCGCACGUCUACCUGCUGGCAAGAAGUCUGAAUGGAAAGACGGUUUGAUGAAAGAGGUGGCUUUGAAUCCCGAAGAUGAAAAGUCGCCAAAAGUCUUAGUGUCACAAGUCAACGGUACAAUCUAUGCUACGUCUGCAAAGUGUACCCACUAUGGCGCCCCACUUGUUAAAGGGGUUUUGACUUCGGAGGGCUGCCUCACUUGCCCAUGGCACGGCGCAAAAUUCUCAGUAUGUACCGGCGAUAUCGAGGAUGCUCCUGGUUUGGACAGUCUGCAGGCAUUCAAAGUGGUGAUCACCGAUGAUCAAGUGUUUGUGGAGGUUGAAGCAGAUGUGGUCAAGAAAACGGAAUACGGUCGAAAGCCACAGGCGUGCAAAGCUUCUCGGUUUCAAGAACCAGGCGUGGUUAUCAUUGGAGGAGGGUCGGGUGGCCAUCACUUCAUUGAGGAGCUUAGUAGACUCAAUUACCCUGGAAAAGUGACGAUGAUCACUGAGGAGCCACACUUACCUAUUGAUCGAACGAAGCUUUCCAAGGCACUUAUUACCGACCCUGGUAAAAUCGCGUUAAGAGACGAAGGCUUUUACAAGGAGUCAGGCAUUGAUGUCAAGAUUGGUAUCUCAGUCAAAAAAAUCGACCUCGCAAAGAAAGCAGUGGAAUUGUCCGAUGGUAGCACAGUGCCUUAUGCCCAAUUGGUCGUUGCAACUGGCGCAAAAGCUCGUACCUUACCAAUCGAUAACAAGGAUCUCAAAGGGAUCUGUACUUUGAGAUCAAUCGAGGAUACGAAGAAGAUCGAACCACUCAUCACUUCACAAAAGGGAGAGAAGAAGUCACUAGUUUUGAUCGGUUCUAGUUUUAUCUCCAUGGAGCUCGCUGCAUUCGCCUCCAAGAAGGAGAAUUUGACCGUGCAUGUGGUUGGUAUGGAUAGUGUGCCACUGUCUAACAUUCUAGGUGAAAAGAUCGGUCAAGGAUUGAAGAAGUUUCAUGAGAAAAACGGCGUCAUAUUCCAUAUGAAUUCCGGUAUCAAAAAAUAUGUUCCUUCUCAGCAUGAUUCUUCACAAGUGGGAGCUGUUGUUCUCAAUGGAGACGAGACUCUCACGUGUGAUUGUGUGGUUCUAGGUGUAGGUGCCCAACCCAACACAGAACUUUUACGAUCAGCUGGAUUCGAACUCGAAAAAGACGGGAGUGUUUGUGUAGACGAGCAUAUGCGUAUCAAGGAUCCCAAAGCUGAAAACAACAUCUUCGCAAUUGGUGACAUUGCCAAGUAUCCAGACUUACUCACUAAUGGAGAUCUUACCAGAAUUGAGCAUUGGAACGUGGCUGGAAACCACGCAAGAACAGCAGCCAAAAACAUCUCUCGUGGUCCCUCUUCUGAGCAGGUAUCUUUUACUAAGCCAGCUAUCUUCUGGUCUGCUCAAGGUCAACAAUUGAGAUAUGUAGGCACGGGUAAAGCGUCACAAUGGAAAGAUGUGAUCAUCGAUGGUAAUCCGGAUGAGAUGAAAUUUGUGGCAUACUAUUACAUUGAUCAAGAGGUGGUAGCGAUUGCUACAAUGCAAAGGGAUCCUAUAAUGGUCCAAGCUGCUGAACUACUCAACCAACGAAAGUUUCCAUCGGUGUCCGAGAUUAAGAAGGGCGUGGAUGUAAUGACUCUAAAAUUAUGAAGGCUCAAUAUCAUGCCUCAUUUUGUAAAUCAAUCAGUCUAAAGAGACGAAUUGAGAGAAUAUAUAUGUACAUUACAAAAGUAGCCUGUUGCAUUAAGGCGACGAUGUCUUUUUGUAGCAUUAUGAAAAUUCAAUUCUUUGUGAUUGAUCACUU
Molecule: messenger RNA, 2059 nt
Organism: Melampsora larici-populina 98AG31
Lineage: Eukaryota; Fungi; Basidiomycota; Pucciniomycetes; Pucciniales; Melampsoraceae
Exons: 7
Coding region: 97-1905 (602 amino acids)
Cellular component (GO): cytoplasm
Molecular function (GO): flavin adenine dinucleotide binding; oxidoreductase activity, acting on NAD(P)H; 2 iron, 2 sulfur cluster binding
Source: RefSeq, a predicted model, not a curated record